AGACACCACCAUUUUGUACAGAACCACUCUAGCGCAAGAUGCCAUUGUAAUAGGCUGUUCGCAUACUAUAAACAUGAAUCAUCAUAACUCACAAAAUGUUGUACAUAAUGUGAAUUCUACCGCACCACACUUAACACACUUACAAGACUAUAUUUAGCAAAAUCUACCGGCGUAUAUUGAUAUAUCACCGGAUAUAUCCGGGUUUCUUUGUCCUUUCCUGUAAAUUGAAAUGCUGUUAUAUAUAUAGUAUCACCUAGGAGAAACAUCAGGUGUCUAAAAAAAGAAAUUCCGUCAGGAAUAAUACUUUGUAUCUAUUGACUUCCGUUGUAUUCUGCCUCCAAAUGUGGGCGAAUCUUCAAACACCAUCGAUGUCUACUGUCAAUGUUCAUCGACGGUCUCGGCAGAUCUCUUCUUAACAAUCGUUCAACAAGCGUUACUUUUAUUUGAUGAACUGAAGCGAUUCGGUUCCAUUUCUAUUUUUCUAAUCUUGUGAAAGAGAGAAAAUUAGCAGUAAGAUUUAAACAGGAAUAAAUAUUUUCGAUACUACUACAAUUAAGAAUACUGGAUAUCUUUAUGGUAAGGUUCUCAAGGCGCUCCAAUAUUACCCCGGCUCUGGCAAGGGUACUGCUAAAUUAACUACGAAUUCGUCAAUGGCUUGCAUACAAGGACAUUUCUCAGCUUGUUGAGUUUCGAAUCAUCUAUUUGGAGAAUCAUGAAUGAUAAUAUGAGGGACUUGGAAGUGAUGAGACGACUUGUAUUCCUAAUGAUCAGUGUUUGGUCAGUUCUCGGCGUUCAGACCAUGGCUGGAGCAACGGUUUGUCCGAAGGACCUUGAUAGUAAUGAGCUUUCCUUUCUGGAUAAGACGGCAAGCGAUGUGUACUCCACCGAGUGCCAGUACCGUGUUCUCCAGUGUAUGAGCGUCAAUUUCUGUAGCAUACAGUGGUUCUUCAAUGGCAUCCCGUACGACUCCUGGAGUUUGGGAAACAACUCCGACACUAAGUUCAAGUUAGAGGAUAGCAACCAAACGCUCAAGUUCCUUUCCGCAGACGUCGACUCUGAAGGAACAUACACUUGCGUGGUUUCGAACGGUGUGCGGAAUAUUAAUCGGAGUAUCAACUUGCGUAUCCAAGAGAAAAUAUGGCUCAACAAACCCAUUCCAUUGGAAUCGUCCAGCGGUGUGUGCAAGGAUCAGAUGGCCGUUCUUGGCGGGAACGCCUCCUUCUUCUGCCAGUUCAAGUAUCGAAACCCCGGGGCCUUCUUGCAGAAGAGUUGGAGGAAACUGAACCAGACAUACGGGGGAUUUCAACUGGUGGACUUUUAUUACAUCCCAGGCACGGAGUUCACGCAUGGGUACAGAAAAGAAGACGAAAAUGUCAUCCUAACUCAGAAAAACUGUCCAGAGAAGCCUUUCAAGAUUUUGUCUACAUGGCUGAACAUCACGAAUGUGACUGAAGAGGCUUUGGGGAGGUACCAGGUACAUUGUAAGAUCUCCGGGUUCUUAACGAAGGUCAACCUUACACUCUCGCUGGCGACCACAGAAGAACAUGUAGUCAAGGUCACGGACACAACCAGUGUGGUGGUCGUGGUUGCGACAUUGACCAUCCUCCUUUCCCUUGUCGUGUUGUCAUGGAAACGCUAUGGCACUGACGUCAAACUUUGGAAUCAUGACCAUCGCGCCACACUAGAAACAGAAGAGAUAGAUAACAAACUCUACGACGCAUACAUUAUUUCAUGUUAUGAAGGCCAGGAUAAAUCCUUUGUCGACAACAUUCUCUGCCCGAGUUUGCAGGACCAGUAUAAACUAUUCAUACGAGAAAGAGACGCAACAUUCGGCUCUGUUGAAAGUGAAGAAAUCGUGGAAGCGCUGACAAAAAGCCGCCGCUGCAUCGUGUUACUGUCAGCAGAUUUCUACCGGCAUUCAUCGACCUCAUCAUCGCAAUCUACAUCAGGAAGGAUAGAAACUACAGCUGCACAACUAACUUCCUCGUCAUCAUCAUUGUCUUCUCCAUCAUCGCCAUCGUUUUCUGUGAACAAUUUUUCAGGAAACGAAUGGCAUUUGUUUGAACUCCAUCACGCGUUGGACACCAUGCACCCAAACGUCAUCCCUCUGCUCUACCGAGACUCCGGGCCAACCUCCUUGUCGAACACCGACUCGAAUGCCAAGCUGAUCGACCACGUGCUCAAGGAUGUCACAUGUUUAAAAUGGAAGCAGAAGGGCGAGACGCGUCUCGAUGAUUGGGCAAUGAAGCGGUUACGACUCCGACUACCACCGCGUCGACAAAGCAGUAAUUUACCGAUUGAACAAUCAUCGUAUAUUACGAUGCCGGUAAUGUCAGCCGCAACGCCGUCGAAUAUCUCGUCAUCGAUAUCAUUGACGUCCCCAUCAUUGCUAACUACUGAAAGACCAUAUGCAGUCGAUUCCAGCCUACAACAUUUAACAGCGUUAUCUUGUCCAGAAUCAUCAAGAUCUGGUGGACUCGUCGUAGGGAAAGCUUCGGGCUCGUCCCGGCAGAACCGACCUUCAACUCAGUCCUCAGAAAUAUCCUAUAUGUCGACGACUACGUCUCCUCCGCUGUCGCCGACGGCGCCGAUGUCCUUAUCAUCCAGUUAUGGAUCUUCCACCUCGUCCUCACUUUUCUCGCCUUCCCACCCGGUCCACGCAAACGAACCUGACAAUCUUAACUCAUUCCAAGAAUAUCAGCCAAAUUCAAACACAUUCAACUCCUCUCUCUCCAUCUUUCAAUUCUUCCUACGACCAAAAAAGGGGCCUCAUUUGAUUGAUAAUGAGAGCAAUCCAGGAUACAUAUAGUCCACAUGGCAACACUCUUUUCAGCUUAAAGAGACAGUUGAGUUCUGGGGAGAGGUAAAACAAAUUAUUGGUGAGCAUAAUCAUUGUUAUUAUGCAAAUGUGUAAGAACAUAAGAGAAAAUUUACUAUAAAAUUUACGAAUAUAUCAUUUCCGAAAUGUUGUACAGUUGUCAAUUAUAAAAGGCAAUGCAAUGUGUUAACACAAUUGAUAAUAAAUUACCAUUGGCCGUCUUCUGAACAUUUAAAUUCAUCUUAAACAAUCCAGUUAUUUGCACACUUAUCAAUUCUUAAUAAUGUUUCCGUUGUUUUUACCAUGAUUUUCUGUCUCAUUUUUCUUUUGUAAACUUAAAAAAAUAUAUAUAUAUAUCCACCAUCCAUCAUGACCAUUGGAAUUAACUCUUCUUAUAAAUACAAAACAGAACCAAUAUCACAAAAUAUGCUCGUUAAAAAACAAAAUUAAUGUCAAAGAUCUGGAAUUGUCUCAUAUUCCGUAUGAUCCACUUUUACAAAUACCCUACAGAUUAUAACAAUAUUUGUUUGUUUGUUUAUGAUACAAGAUGAAAGGGCUCUUCCAUGCAACCCAAUUCUCUUUUUAUUUAUUUAUUUUGCUUAACAUAUCAUUCGAGUUGUAUAUAUACACAAUAAACAUACUUCAAUUCAGAACUUAAAAAACAUGAAAUAAAUACCAUUUUUCAUGAGACAGUA
This is a messenger RNA of Strongylocentrotus purpuratus (purple sea urchin), 3513 nucleotides long. RefSeq lists its product as uncharacterized. The record is from RefSeq and is a predicted model, not a curated record. The transcript has 7 exons. Bases 713 to 2809 code for a protein of 698 amino acids. Gene Ontology annotation, biological process: signal transduction. NCBI's taxonomy places the organism in Eukaryota, Metazoa, Echinodermata, Echinoidea, Camarodonta, Strongylocentrotidae.